Molecule: messenger RNA, 5075 nt
Organism: Rattus norvegicus (Norway rat)
Lineage: Eukaryota; Metazoa; Chordata; Mammalia; Rodentia; Muridae
Gene: Sft2d2
Product: SFT2 domain containing 2
Exons: 8
Coding region: 12-485 (157 amino acids)
Biological process (GO): vesicle-mediated transport
Cellular component (GO): membrane; endomembrane system; cytoplasm
Source: RefSeq, marked provisional
CGAGCCUUGACAUGGACAAGCUGAAGAAGGUGCUGAGCGGCCAGGACACCGAGGACCGCAGCGGUCUGUCCGAGGUUGUGGAGUCGUCAUCACUCAGCUGGAGCACCAGGAUAAAAGGCUUCAUCGUGUGCUUUGCUCUAGGGAUCCUGUGCUCACUGCUGGGUACUCUUCUGCUGUGGGUGUCCAGGAAGGGACUCUUUGCAGUGUUUUACACCCUGGGUAACAUCACAUCAAUUGGGAGUACCAUGUUCCUCAUGGGGCCAUUGAAGCAGCUGAAGCGUAUGUUUGAGCCUACCCGUCUCAUCGCCACAAUCCUGGUGCUGUUGUUUUUUGUACUUACUCUGUGCUCUGCCUUUUUGUGGAAUAAGGGACUUGCGCUCAUCUUCUGUAUUUUGCAGUCUUUGGCCUUGACGUGGUAUAGCCUUUCCUACAUACCGUAUGCAAGGGACGCUGUGAAGAAGUGCUUUGCCGUGUGUCUUACGUAACACGCUGCCAGCGUGCAGGGAGCACUGUGGACAGAAGCUGAUGGACAGUUCUGUACAUCCCCUCUAAGCCUCUGUCGCACAGACACGUGCCUUCUACUUGUGGCAGUGUGUUCCUUGCAGUUCGGACAUUUUUGAGGGUUGCCUGUGGGAGCCGUCAUGAGUCCUAAACCUUAAUGUCUGUAACACAAUGGAGGUUCUGUGGCUUGUGUAGACAACUCUUGUGACUGUUCUCCUCUGGGAGGUGUCCCACUGAGUUCUCCCAGAGCAGUCUUUGUCCAAUAGCAGUCCAUAAACCUCAGGAGCCUCUGGUUCCCAGGCGGCAGGAAGGUCUAGCAGGGCUUCUGGUGGAGCAGCAGGAACUACAGAAUUUUAAAGAUUUGCCCCUUAUCAAGAAACCAUUGGCCCAGCCUCACACAGCAUCUUCCCUGGUGUCUGAGAGCAAGUUAUCCUGCCUGUCCUAAGACCCGGAGAGCCUGCCCUGGAUACAUUGUUCCUUUCCCUGGGCAGCACCUUCUUGCUGUUCUGAAUCAUGGCUGGCUGGUGUCCAAUGUGGAUUCUUUUCUCUUGCCCUCACCCUCCCAUGUCUGUCUUGUGACCUUGGGACACUGGUUAAUUGAGAGUGAAGGAGUGACCUAAUUUUCCUUUUGGACAAGAGCCAUUAGAAAGUGAAAAAUCUUCACGUUCCUUGCUUGGUUUGGUUUCCUUCAUCAUUUAUAAGUGUUUACUUUCCAUUCUUUGCUGGAGUUGGGAUUAAGGAAAGUGCGUGGAAGACAGAUCCCUCGUGGGCCAGUGAGAAGCAGGCAACCUAAGGGGUCCAGCACUGGCACCAGGUCCGCACAGGACACUGGUGGUCAGCCCGUAGGUGGUGGUGCUGCAGCCGAGUGCCUAACCACACACAGCGUUCUUGUGUUGGGGAUCUCAUCUGCUCCUCACGAGGGCCAUGCGAGUUGUCUCACUGCAGUCAGAGCUGGAGCUCAGGCUGGUUUCCACAUCACCUGGAGCUCCAGCUGUGACCUGACUUAGUUCCUGCUAUGACUCUGUGUAUCCUGGCAUGGCUCUGCUCAGAGCCUCCGUCACCUCUCGUAACCCUGUUCUUGUUUUCAUCCUCCUAGUUUGGACCUUUUCUGAUGCAGCAUCUGUGUCACUUGUGCUCCCUGCUCCCUCGUUUUGCUUUUGGGCAGCUUCCCUCUGCAUCUGUAGGAUGGCCACCAUCCUAUGGUCCCUUGUAGCUGCUCAGCACUUACUUGUUUUGACAGCUUGAGGUCCUGGAAGUCUAGGUUUGCCCUUUGGUCUUUGCUCAGGGCUGGCUGUUCUACUUUGACCUCUGUCUUAUCACUGCCAGACCAGAGGAGGCGAGCACUCUCGUCUCUGCGGUUGUGGCCAGUUGCUGAACUGUGGCUAAUGGCUCUCUUUUCUCCUGAGAUGGAGAAAUGUGGACAGGCUGAUCGGGACUAGGGCAGAGGUUAGCUCAAUCUUUCUAGAUUCUUGCCAUGCUGUUGAAGGCAUCAAGAAGUCUUUAACCUGUCUUCAGUCAGGAAGCAAAAUUAUAUGCUACCUUCUAGCUAUGUGAGGCACAUUCAUGUCCCAGGAGCCUUGGGAACCAGUUCAGGUCUCAGAAGGGCUCAGGGGUGAGAAGGACCCUUGGGGUGUUUAGGAGUACCCAUGGUUUCUAGCUGACAUGAGGGUACGGUCACAAGCUCCAACUACCUUGUGGUCAUGCACCUAAAAGGCUGACCUCUCCACGCCCUUGUCGGUGACUGGGCUUGAGCUCAGGUAUCUUUUAAAGAUGUUAGCAAGGCUGGAUAGCAUGGCAGUGUGAAUGUGGGCUUAGAAAAUAAUCAGAUCCAGAUGUGAGCUGUAGGCUGACAGAGGCUGCUGGCUCGCUGGAGGAUGCCAGUGAAGGGGAACGCAUCAAGUGCUUGGUGUGCACACAGCAAGCUGAGUCUCCAUGAGCUAACUGAUGACUGCCGAAGGUGCUGUCUGGGUGCUUGCCCUUUAAUUUGUCUAACUUAUUUAAUUCUGUGUCCAUCACUGUAGACUGCCAAACAUUGUCUCACUGAAUGGUCACGGUGACUGUCAGGCAACAGAUAACUUCCUUCAUCAUCAUAAAGCAGCCUCAGAAACUCCCACAAGCAGGGGCGUCAUUGAGGAGGCUCUAGGUUGAGAUCGAGUCUUGGAUAAAAGGCUUUGGCCUAAUUCCCACAGCUUGUGGUCAGUUUGCCUCAACAGCUUGAGUCUGGACACAUGUAAGCAUCUUUUGGAUGACUGUCUUCCAGACUCCCAGAUUUUUUUCUUCAGUUGCCUUAUCUCUUGGUUUCUAACCCUGCUUUUAUUGGACUAUGGAAGGAAGAAAGCCACUUCAAGUCUGCUGAGUCUCCUACCAAGCCAGUAGCUUUGAUUAAAAGCAGCUUAGUGAGUGAGGCUGAGGUGAAGAGUUAGCCUCUGACUAUGGCUGUGGGUGUUGUCGGUUUCUUUUUCCUUCCCUUCAUUCUCCCCCAUUCACUGCCCAGUGGGCAGGGCAUCCCUGUGUUGCCAAGCGAUGCAAACUGUUGAGUGACCACUGUAGAAGCAAUGCGGUCCUCAGACAGGCUGUGUUUCCAGUUGUGGGGGACAUCUGGCCUGAAGUUGCCUUCCCUGGGCUGCAGUCUGGGGAGUGCUUCACUGAGAGCACCAUUGCGCCUCCAGGAAUUAGCUUUGGGUCCCCUUGGCUGGCCCUCCCUCUACUCCAGGUUGAUUGUUGGGACGCUGUGGGGGUGAGUGCCUGCUCACUGAGUUCUGUCUCUCUCACUGUGCCUUUUCACAGACCAAGCUCUAAGGGAGAUUUUGUCAAUCCUGCUCCUCUGUAUGGCUGCCGCUCUAAAAAUCUUGUCUUGGGGAAGGGUGAGAUAUAUUUCCAGCUUGGCAUUUUCACCAUGGAGAUCAUCUCAGCGCUUGGGUGUUGGUGAUGUUGUAGAUCAUGUCUUAAUUGCCGCCUUCCCUUCCACAUAGUUACUGCAGGCUGAGAGAAUAAGACAUGAAAUCAUGAACUGCAUCCCCUAUAAAGUUCCUUUUUAAUACUUUAGUUAGAAUAAAUAACUAGCAGUGAGACGAUAUCUGAAACAGAUGUGAAGAGCUGGGCUGGUUUGGCUUUUGUUGCUGGUGUCCCUGUAAGUGAUAGGUUUUGCCAUGUAUGAGAGGAGACUUGGUGGAAUGAAUCGGCCAGUCCAGGUCCACUCAUGGCUGUGGCUUUCCUUUCCUGUGUGCACCUCUGUCUAUCCUGAUUUUACACUUCCUCUGGACAGUAGAGUUGGUUGUAUACCCUUUACAUUCAUAGCCAAGCCGAAGAUUUAAUUUUUAGUUAAUUAAAUAAAAAAAAUCAGUGUUUAAAGCAGUAUAAAGAUGUGCGCUAGACUUUGUGGCAGUUUUAUUUUUAAUGUUCAAGUUAUUUUUUUGUAAGUUUAAUAUGUGCUAUAGCUUACAGAUAACAUCCUUUUAAAAGUGAAUGAAGUUUAGCUGAAAUUCAUUGCAAAUAUACAUCCCCCUCUCCGCCCCCUAGACGUCUAAAUUGCUUAGGAAGUUUUAUUAGAAGGAUUGCUUCGGGGUGAUCUUGAAGUACCUGCCAGCUCAGUUUUUGCUUUGAGUCUAGUGUUUUUAGGCUAGCAAAGGGGCAACACGGUGGAGUUUGUUAAAUCCCAGUUCACUCAGGACGGGCUGUUCCACAUUUGAGUAUUUCCAGCCCUGCUGGGACUGAGAGACACUUGAAAUUACUGGUAGCAGAGCCGUCAUCAUGUAAGUUGACAUUCAGAUCCCUUCUAGCAGGAGCUGGUAGCUGGCUGGUAGACUUGGGUAUGUUCAGCAGGCUUCUCUGCAAACUGGCUGACCUGAAACCAGAGAAAAGAGGCCCCGUACAUAGAAAUCCUGUUGAGGAUGAGAGGUCAGCCCACGGCAUCAUAACAAAUAGUGACAAAUGCUCUGUGUUCAGAGUAACGAAUAGAAUGCUUGCCUAGCACGCGUGGAGCCUGGGGUCCAAUCUCUGCAAAUGCAUACAUUGGCCAUGGUGGCGCGUGUCUGUUAUCCCGGAACUAGGGGAGGUAGAGGCACGAGGGUUUAGAGUAUAUUAGACCCUAUCUUAAAGAGAGAAAAAAAGAAUCAAAGAUCAAGUCUGGUGUUUGGGCCCAUGCACAUGGCCCUGUCAAAUGUUCAGAAUGUUUUUUUGGGCUUUUUCAUCAUGUUUGCUUAGCUUGAAUAAGGAAAGGUAAACAAACAAACAAACAGAAAACAAGCAGAACCUCCCUGAACUCCAUCCUUUGUAACUGAUUGUGAAGUUGCUAGCGAGGGUGUGCAGAGGCCAGCGGUGAGGGCACUGCACCCUUGUGUAGGCCUUGGGCCCCUGGGCACACUUCCCAGCAGCAAAGCCAAAUCCAAAUGACCGUGGUGGGUUUAUAUGCCUUCAGAACACUGUAUCUGUUCCAAUACAGUGAGCUUUUAAAACACAUUGUUAAAAAAAAAACACAAACAAUUUUUAUAAUUGUGUAGGUGUAGUUGAUUUUGAAUGCUACUGAUUGUAUAACUGAAUUUUUAUAUUCAAAAUAUAUAUUCUUGAGUACUGCC